GAGAAAUGGGACAGGUCGAACAAAGCAAAAGUGGCACCUCCAGAGUACAGUAGUAUACACCAUCCACCGCUCAAAUGUCUGAAUAGCCAAUGAUUGAUUCAUUUGGUGCUGGGUCCACACACCACUUACACUACACCCGUACACACCCGAUCCUUAUUCGCUCCAAACCCCUCUUCUUCUCUUCUUUUAAACACACAUUCGUCGUCAUCGGCCCUUCCUUUUGUCUCCCUUUCACAACUUGUCCGAGAUUCCCUGUAUUCUCCAAUCUUCUUUGUUCUUGUUCUAGAAACUUCUAUGGCGGCGACGGCGAGUUCAACAUGGCAGCCGCAGGAGGAAGGGUUCAAAGAGAUCUGUGGAUUAUUGGAGCAACAAAUGUCUCCUGCUACUUCCGAUAAGUCUCAGAUUUGGCAACAACUUCAACACUACUCUCACUUCCCUGAUUUCAAUAACUAUCUCACUUUUAUCUUCGCCCGUGCUGAGGGGAAGUCAGUCGACAUUCGGCAAGCAGCUGGGUUGCUUUUAAAAAAUAACCUGAGAGCUGCAUUCAAAAACAUGCCUCUCGCCAACCAGCAAUACAUAAAAUCAGAGUUGUUACCUUCUCUAGGGGCGACAGAUAGGCACAUAAGGUCUACAGCUGGAACCAUUAUAAGUGUUCUUGUACAAAUAGAGGGAUUUGCUGGAUGGCCGGAGUUGCUGCAUGCUCUUGUCAGUGGCUUGGACAGUAACGACAGUAAUCACAUGGAGGGUGGCAUGGAUGCUUUAUCCAAGAUAUGCGAGGAUGUGCCAAGUCUUCUUGAUUCUGAUAUACCUGGAUUAUCUGAACGACCAAUAACUAUUCUCCUUCCAAGGUUUCUCCAGCUUUUCCAGUCACCUCAUGCUUCUCUCAGAAAGCUUUCAUUGAGUUCUGUGAAUCAAUUUAUUAUGCUGAUGCCUACAGUUUUACUUUUAUCUAUGGAUAAAUAUCUUCAAGGGUUGUUUCUUCUUGCCAAUGACCCUGCUCCAGAUGUGCGGAAGUUGGUUUGUAUGGCAUUUGUUCAACUGGUUGAAGUUCGUCCUGCGUUUUUGGAGCCUCACUUGAGAAAUAUCAUAGAAUAUAUUUUGCAAGUCAACAAGGAUCCAGAUGAUGAGGUGGCGCUUGAAGCCUGUGAGUUCUGGUAAUGUACUACUUCCUCUGC
Nicotiana tabacum (common tobacco) is the source of this 1175-nucleotide messenger RNA. Lineage: Eukaryota; Viridiplantae; Streptophyta; Magnoliopsida; Solanales; Solanaceae. The record is from RefSeq and is a predicted model, not a curated record.